AUGUAUAAUUUUCAUUUGGAGAGCCUAAAAAAGUUGAAAGCAAUGGCGGUCCGAACGCAGCUGAUAUUCUCUUUCUUCUUCAUCCUUCUCUCUUUCUCCACCGUCGCACUCGCCGAUGAGCAAGACUGCGUUUAUUCGAUGUACGUAAGAACGGGAUCCAUCAUCAAAGGCGGAACGGACUCCAUCAUCAGCCUAAAACUCGAAGAUCUGGAUGGAAACUCCGUCGAGAUCAGCAACCUCGAGACUUGGGGUGGGCUAAUGGAGCCGGGCCACAACUAUUUCGAGAGGGGUAAUUUGGACAUUUUCUCCGGUAGGGGACGUUGCUUGCCUGGCCCUGUAUGUUCCAUGAACUUGACAUCAGAUGGUUCGGGUUCGGGCCAUGGAUGGUACUGUAACUACGUGGAGGUCACCAUGACUGGUGUCCACUCUCCUUGUAGCCAGAAGCAGUUCGCGGUGGAGCAAUGGUUGGCGCUCGACACUUCACCUUACAUCCUCACUGCCGUCAGGAACUACUGUACCACGGAGUCUCCUGUUGAUCGGAAGUCUAGCUCUACCAUGUGAUCUGAUGAUGAGGCUUAUGUAAUCAUUAUAAGUAUAAUAAUGGCUGAUUAGACGGGGUUAAGCUUGAUUAUGUAAGGGGAAAGUUUGGAUCAAAGAUGUUUUUACUCUUUACC
Hibiscus syriacus is the source of this 674-nucleotide messenger RNA. Its product is annotated as PLAT domain-containing protein 3-like. Lineage: Eukaryota; Viridiplantae; Streptophyta; Magnoliopsida; Malvales; Malvaceae. Gene Ontology annotation, molecular function: protein binding. The record is from RefSeq and is a predicted model, not a curated record. Bases 1 to 561 code for a protein of 186 amino acids. The transcript has 2 exons.